Cladophialophora immunda is the source of this 1684-nucleotide messenger RNA. RefSeq lists its product as uncharacterized. The record is from RefSeq and is a predicted model, not a curated record. Gene Ontology annotation, molecular function: FAD binding. The transcript has a single exon. Lineage: Eukaryota; Fungi; Ascomycota; Eurotiomycetes; Chaetothyriales; Herpotrichiellaceae. Bases 118 to 1287 code for a protein of 389 amino acids.
GGCUUUUCACUGGAACAGUCUGCAUUUAGUGAUAUAUAUCGACCUUUCUGCUGUGACCGAUUCCACGACGAAGAGUCCUCCAAGUGAAAUUACUUCAGAUGAGACCUCAGCCUUGGCAUGGCCAAACCAGUGGCGCUUAUCGUGGGAGCUGGCAUCGCCGGUCUGGCAGCUGCUUGGUGGCUAGACAAGGCUGGCUGGCAGUCGAUCGUCGUUGACAGGGCCGAAGCCUUUCGCGUCGGCGGCUAUACCAUGACCAUCUCCGGGCUCGGACACGAAACCGUCAAGCAUAUGAGCCUUCUGGACGAGCUUCAAUCGGUUGCCCAGCAUUUUGACUGCAACAUCAUCAACGACUGCAACGGCAGGGAACUGUGUCGUGUCAAGUACGUCGACGUGCACGGUGGUGGGCUGGAUGCGCUGGCCGUCCGUCGUGAUGAAUUGGCACGACUGCUCGCCAAAAGCCUUCCAGACAGCUGUUCGAUCCGAUUCCAGGAGACCGUUAGCGAGUUCACUGAGGAGGGAGACAAGGUUCGUGUCGUCCUCGCCGGGGGCGACGUGAUCGAGGCAGACCUGUUGAUUGGCGCCGACGGAUUUCGUUCUCAAAUUCGUCGGUCGCUCUGGAAAGACAGCGAGGGCGAGUUCUUGGAGCCACUGGGAUACUAUUAUGCCGCCUACAAUUUCAGCCAGCAGGCGGAAACGCAGAACGAUUGUCACUCGUUCAACCGCCCGGGACAGUUGGACAUGCUGUUCGCUUUGCGAGACAAAGGCAUGACCGGCAUGCACAUUUGGCGCGAGGACCAGACCUUAUCGACAGAAAGCUCCCGGGACAAGUUUGACAUUCUCCGCAAGAUCACCUCCCAAAGCGUUCAGCAAGUGCGCGACGCUGUUGAUCAGGCCGACAAAGCUGGCGCUCUGGUGAACAUGGACAGUCUCACGCUGGUGACCCUACCGCGAUGGUCCAAGGGCCGAGUGGUCCUCCUGGGCGAUGCAGCACACUGCUUGACGCUUCUUUCAGGGCAGGGCGCCGGUAUGGCACUGGUGUCGGCGGAGAUACUAGGCAAAGAACUCCAGAAAACGCCGGACGUCCUUGAGGCGCUCCGAAACCACGAGGCGAAGCUCCGUCCGUCGAUUGAACGACUCCAAGCCCGUUCCAGGCGCAUGGCGGCGUGGUUUAUCCCCAAAAGCACCAUCGCCUACUAUUUCCGCAACCUCCUCCUCAAGAUCUUGCCCUACUCCUGGAUCGUAAACUUCCAUGUCAGCACCAUCAAGUCAGAGAUUGAGCUGCUCUGAUACUGUCGGGGAGCUCUUGGGGAUACGGUCUUGACCGCCCCAUCAGUUGGAAGGGACCGUCGAGAUGGAAUGUCAUGGCAGGAGAUCCAGGGGCCAUACGAACCUGGUGUUCGACCACUCAAAUCUCAGGUUUCCGAGGCGCAGCUGUUGAGGAGGGAGGCAAAGCAUUGUAGAAGCACCGCAAGAUUCGUAAGAUCAGCAUUCACUCGCAGUCAAUGCCAAUCGCGGGGCUUAGGCCACUAAUUUCCCAUCCUCGAUGCACAGGUUUUGCGCGGGGAAGCAUGGUUUCGCAGAUAGUUUUCGCCACCAAGCCUUAGGCCCUCAAAGCCUGGAGGUUGGAAGGUUCUUGUGGUGAAUCUAGCGAGCAUUGCGCCAUAGCCAUAGGCACCGCAAGCUC